CCCCAUUCACUUCCCGUUACCAAGCACACCUCACCCUUUCCCGAAAACUAUAAAUACUUCUCUUUCUUCACUCUUUCCUGUUCUUGCCCUAGCCUGGAAACCCCCAUUUCGCCGCAACGUCCCCAAUUUUCUCUCUCUUUCUCUCACUUUCUCGCACCAAAUCCACAAUUUCCGGCACAUUUUCCCGAGAAAAUUCGCCCAAAUGGUCCUUCCCAGAUCACUUUAGCUGAUUCCUCCUCCUUAUGGAUCGCAGGGCGGUGUUCGGCGACUCCUGCUGUGAAUCUAUCGGCUGAGUCUUGUAAAUUUAUCGGUUGAGUGUUUAGGCGAUGGAAGCGGUGGACUUGAGUUUUCCCGUGGAUGUAGCCACCGUGCCGAAGUUUUUGGGUGUGGAGGCGCUUGUGAGAGCUGGGGUUACAGUCAAGGAGCUAGAACCUUGUGAUUCGGACCGCGUUUCGGUUCGAGUUACCUCAUACACCGAGGUUUGCAGCUCAUCGUUGAGGGAUAAAGAGGUAACGAAUGUGGUUAGUACUUCAGAGAAUGAACCAAUUAAGCUCGGUGAUAUGAUGUGCCGGGGCAGCUAUCAGGGUGAAGAAUUGUCCAGGCAUCUACAUGGCAGGGGAAAAAAUGGUUUUUUGUUGGAUACUGGUGCUGAUAGUGUACAGUUAGAACGGAAACCAGGAAAGUUGUCAAAAUUGGGCAGUUUAUCUAAGAGACCACGUGUUGCUCGAUUUGAAGAUCCAACGAGCCUUGUUGAAGUUGAUGGGAUAAAGGAUAUGUCAUAUAAGCUUGGAUCUUUACUUAUAAAGUGUGGUUCAUCAGAUAAGACUCAGUUGGUGAAACAAAAGAACAACUCUACAAGCAAGCGAGGUGAAAAGAGAAAUCUCAAACUUCCUGCAAAGACUAAACACGACUCCUUCUCUGUAAAGCCUGGUUUGGCAAGCUUCAGUUCAGCUGCUGGUGGAAACAACUUUUAUGGAGUACAUGGCCUUAAGUCAGAUAAUCAUGAUGUUACACAGCUGGUAGACGAUGUGCCACUGAAUGAUCUCCUUGAUGGGACAUACAAGUGUCCUAGCUUAGGCAGGGGAAAAGGGAAGAGACCAGCAAAUGUGAAUGAUAGUUUUCUGCAUGCAGUUAAAAAGGCUUGUUCUACCCUUCAGCAACCGAGGUCUGUUCAGCCCCAACUUAAUGCUGAAGUAGACAGCAAUCCUGACAAGAUAAUGUCGCCAUGGCUGUUAUGCACAACUUCUGUUGUAGCUUCUGGUGUCGAUAGUGAUAAAGGAGAGCCAUUCAUCACAGGUUUGUCUUCAUGUAAUGAGGUACAGGAUUCACAUAGAAAGCCUGACGCUCCUGCUAAUCCCCUUGAUUUGCCAUUGUGUCAACCUAAGUAUGUCUUGGAACGCUUGGGCCUUCCUCCACCCAAGGAUUUGGAAUCUUUGCUUUUGGAUGCUGCAAAACCUGCUUCAUCUUCAAGAAAUACUCCUGAUCCAUGUUCGGGCAGACAAAUAUCUCGCCGAGCAAGCUUGCCUCCUUUUUCAUGGUCACAUACUUCUAAUGGGCACUGUAGAACCAGUUCCGAUGCGGCCAAACAGUCCACAAGCAGGGGUACAUGCCAAGGCCGAUGGCUAAGAAUAGAGAGGAAUAUUCUUAGUUCAUUGUGGGUUGCCACUAGUAAUUUGACAGACUUGGAGUCACUCAGCUAUAAUCAAAGUCUAGUUCCUUCUGCAAGGCUAAAAGUGGCUGGUUCCCACGAUAAAGUUUGCCCAUCCAUAUCUGUUAGUCUUCCUCUGUGUCAACAAGAUUCGUUAUCUAACGCAACAUGUCUGAAAGAUUCCUACAUUCCGCAAGAAUCUGGAGGCAAGCUGAAGCAGAUGGGAGAUUGUAACGAUGGGCAUUGUCCAAAAGUAUUAAGUGCUGCUCGAACACUUUGUGACAUGGCAACUCGUCCCUCAAGGAAAAAUCCAGAUGGAAUCAUAAGGUGGCCAAAGAAGCCUUCGCAAAAAGCCAUGAAAGCUCGGAAGUUGAAAUCAAUUGAGAAACCUGAAGAAGCAUAUGGAACAUCAGUUGCAGUAUCUGGGUCCGACAAUCCUGGGAGAAGCGUGGAUCGGAUGCUGCCUCCAAAGAAGCCCAAGCUCUCCUUGAAUGAUGAUAAAAGGGAUUUCAAUAAUUUUAGUUCUGUAAGGAAAGGACCAAUAAAUUGGUCUACGCCCAGAUCAAGUAGGUCAUCACCUAGCAGAUCAAUUAAGGGGUCAAUUGUGGACAUUAGACAUUCGACAGCGGAUGUAGUAAAGCAUUCCUAUAUGAUGCCACCACCAGGUCGGGUUCCAGCAAAGACUUCAAACAGACAAGCGAAGCAAGGAAAGUUAUUGGUAACGGAAUGGAACCGAGGAAGGGACCGGCUAGACUGAUGAGUAUCGGCCUCAAUCGGGUUUAAGAUUUAUUCCUACUGACAAGGUUCGUCAUUUAACCUGAUGUCUCUGAGGAUUUAUUGGAAAUAGUUGAUUUGUACAUAUCAUGCCCUAGGUGGAAUAGGGAAAGGUUGCAAGGGUUUAGUUUUAGGAGGAGGAUGAAUAGGAAUUUUAUGUCGUAACAAAGAAUACCACUAGACUGUAGUACUAAGUGGCAAGUUUUAAUUCGAUGUUAGAUAUUGUGACAACGGAGAAAAACAUGUGUGGGGCUCGGCUUGCCACUGGAUUAUGCUGAGCGACAUUACAAUCCA
This is a messenger RNA of Pyrus x bretschneideri (Chinese white pear), 2716 nucleotides long. RefSeq lists its product as uncharacterized. The transcript has 7 exons. The coding region runs from base 327 to 2405 and encodes 692 amino acids. Lineage: Eukaryota; Viridiplantae; Streptophyta; Magnoliopsida; Rosales; Rosaceae. The record is from RefSeq and is a predicted model, not a curated record.